Microtus ochrogaster (prairie vole) is the source of this 1291-nucleotide messenger RNA. RefSeq names its product rhophilin associated tail protein 1 (gene Ropn1). The record is from RefSeq and is a predicted model, not a curated record. Gene Ontology annotation, cellular component: cytoplasm; motile cilium. Gene Ontology annotation, biological process: sperm capacitation. Lineage: Eukaryota; Metazoa; Chordata; Mammalia; Rodentia; Cricetidae.
GCACUCGGCUAAUAAAGCCCUGAGUGGUGCUUGCGUCCCUCGUGGUCCCGCCCUUUCGGAGUAGCUCUUGCCGCUCUUCCACCGCCCAAGGUCCCAGGCGCUCCCCACAUCUUUCGCCUGAUAGCAGGCGCUAGGAGUCACCUGAAGCGGGAUAGCCCCUUUGGGAGCCAACCUGAGGUGAAGCGAUCAAUGCCUCAGACAGACAAGCAAGUAUGCAUCCCACCGGAGCUGCCGGAACUGCUGAAGCAGUUUACCAAAGCUGCCAUUCGGACGCAGCCUCCGGAUCUCAUCCAGUGGGCGGCCGAGUAUUUUGGGGCCAUGUCCCGUGGAGAGAUGCCCCCAGUGAGAGAGAGGUCUGAGCAAGUCACUUUGUCCAACUGGGCUGAGCUGACCCCCGAGCUGUUGAAGGUCCUGCAUUCUCGGGUUGCUGGCCGACUGAUCAUCCACGCAGACGAGCUGGCCCAGAUGUGGAAGGUGCUGAAUCUCCCAACAGAUCUGUUUAACAGUGUGAUGAACGUGGGUCGCUUCACGGAGGAGAUCGAGUGGCUCAAAUUUUUAGCCCUUGCGUGUAGCUCUCUCGGAGUUACCAUUGCCAAAACUCUCAAGAUAGUAUGUGAAGUGCUGUCCGGCGACCAUGAUGGAGGACAGCCCCGGAUCCCCUUCAGCACCUUCCAGUUUCUCUACACGUAUAUUGCCGAAGUGGAUGGGGAGAUCUCUUCAUCCCAUGUCAGCAGGAUGCUCAACUACAUUGAACAGGAAGUAAUUGGUCCUGAUGGCUUAAUCAAGGUGAAUGACUUUACUCAAAACCCUAGGGUUCGGCUGGAAUAAAAGCGCAAUUCUGACAGUUUUAAAGGAAGAUACAGAGAUGUACUUCAGAAUAAGUGAGCUCCAGACAUCACUCAAAGUCAAUUUUCUUUUACAACUGGCACAACUAAUAAACAAUUAGCCAGGAAUGUGUGGAAUUCAGGUGUAAGGUUGCUGGGACAAGACACUCGCACAUGGUGUAAAGGUGGCUCACAAAACUUGGCUACAAAACUCAUCUCAAGUCACAGCCAGACUGAAUUUUAAAAAGCAGAAGGCCGACUGCUGUGAUUGUGAUGCUUUGUGAUUGCUGGGUGUCAUUUACAUAAGGAUCCUGGUCAUCAACUUUUGCUCAUCCGCUGCUCCAUUUGCUCAUCAUGCAUCUAUUCAUUUAGUUACCAUUUUUUAUUGAGGUAUACGGUGGCAAGGUAAAAGUUAAAGUACUCAGUUGAACAUGAAUUUUAGAUGAAUAACAAAAAAAUUUGUGUAG